Camelina sativa (false flax) is the source of this 1441-nucleotide messenger RNA. The record is from RefSeq and is a predicted model, not a curated record. Lineage: Eukaryota; Viridiplantae; Streptophyta; Magnoliopsida; Brassicales; Brassicaceae.
UAUAAUAAUCCCCUUAAAGAAAAGGAAAAGGAAAAGGAAAUCAAUCUUUCUUUUUGGAAAUUGGAAAAGCAUCGUCUAUAAAUUACUUAUACCAAGCGCUCUUGCUUCUACAAUAAGUCUUUUAGGGUUUUAGUGGAUCUCAAUCAAAAUCAGAGAGAGAUCGUUCACGAGUUUUGUUAUAUCGUCCACUGAGUUGCUCCCAAAUCUCUAUUCGUUUUUUUCCUUUUCCGAUCUCUGUGUUAUCCUCUGGAUUUAUAUCUGAAGAGAAGAUGGAAGAAGCUAGAAGAGCCACGGAGAUUGCUGUGAGGAAACUCUCGGAGAAUGAUUACGAUGGGGCGAAGAAAUUUGUUAUCAAGGCUCAGCGUUUGUAUCCAAAUCUCGAUGGUUUGAAGCAAGUGUCGAUGAUGAUCGGUGUUUAUAAAUCUGCGUCAAACGGAGGAGAAGAAUCUGAUUGGUACAAGAUUCUCGGUGUCGAUCCUUUAGCGGAUGAUGAAGCAGUGAAGAAAACUUACAGGCAGUUAGCUCUUUUGCUGCAUCCGGACAAGAACAAGUUUGAUGGAGCGGAAGGUGCCUUUAAACUGGUUUUAGAAGCUUGGUCUUUGUUGUCUGAUGAGGUUAAGAGAGCUUCUUAUGAUCAAAGAAGGAAGUCGAACAAAGCAAAGAUUCAGAUGCAGAAAUCAACAAACCAACAAGGUGGUGUGCAUACGAGGAAGGAAGCAAGAAGUACUGAGUAUGCGUUUCCCGCGGAUGCAUCAAAACAGAGGGAACCUGUUAUGUUUUGGUCAAUGUGCACAGAAGAUGCAAGACAGAAUGGCAAUGUCCGAGGGAUUCUAAUCUUAACAAGGCAAAAGUUUGUCCAAAUUGUAGACAACCUUUCAUUGAAACCGUGAAAACUCCAAACAAAAGAAGAACCAAUAAAGCUUCUCAACAGCAACAAAAAUGCAGCGGUGUCCAAAAUAAAGCACCUGACAAAAGAACCAACAAAGCUUCUGAACAGAAACAACAAUGGAGUAGUGUCCAAAAUAAAGAACCAGACCAAAGCACCGAAAAAGCAUCUAAUUCUUCUGAGAGAAGUUCUUGGCCAUCUGUUAGUUUUACCUUGAAGUGUUCAUCAAUUUCAUCGAAGGCAAGGUCUAAUUGUGGAUGUCUUGCGAAUCGACAACCGAAAAGAAGACUUGAGGAGUUUGCUGCAGAGAAGAUUCCUAAGAAGGCGAGGACAUGUGAUGUGAGCUAAGAAGUAAGUAAGACUUAUCACAUGAUUGAUUCACAUUUUAGAAGUUACAGAUUCCUGCUUUUAUACCUUUCAUAUGGUUUGUUUAGGAUGUUGUUUAACCUCUUUGCAACUUUAGACUGAUAAUGUAGAGUGGAACAAGAGCAAGUUCUCCUUUCAUUGCCAAUGUGUUUCUAGUCUCCUAACUUGCUUAAAAACAUUAUGUCUUCU